AAAGACACAGAUCUGGAGUGAAUAGAGUUAAAAAGACUAGAGAGAGAAGGCAAGGGAAAAAAAAAAACCUUUCUUUUUCACUUCGACGCCCUAGUUCAUUCUCUUCUCCAUUCUCUGUGUUUUCCAUUCUCCCUUCGCUCACUAUGACGAAGCAACACGCUAAUUGGUCUCCAUACGAUAAUAAUGGAGGAUCAUGUGUUGCGAUUGCUGGAGCCGAUUACUGUGUUAUCGCCGCAGACACCAGAAUGUCCACCGGUUACAACAUCCUCACUCGGGAUUACUCCAAAAUCUCCCAAUUAGCGGAAAAGUGUGUGAUGGCUUCUUCUGGUUUUCAAGCUGAUGUGAAAGCCUUGCAGAAGGUUUUGUCUGCUAGGCAUUUGAUUUAUCAGCAUCAACAUAACAAGCAAAUGAGCUGCCCUGCAAUGGGUCAGCUUCUUUCAAACACACUUUAUUACAAACGCUUCUUUCCCUAUUAUGCAUUCAAUGUUUUGGGUGGCCUUGACAAUGAAGGAAAGGGAUGUGUUUUCACAUAUGAUGCUGUUGGUUCCUAUGAGAGGGUUGGAUAUAGUUCUCAGGGUUCUGGAUCCACACUUAUCAUGCCAUUUCUGGAUAACCAGCUGAAGUCUCCUAGCCCACUGCUGUUACCUGCCAAGGAUGCUGUUACUCCACUGUCUGAAUCAGAAGCAGUUGAUCUGGUUAAAACUGUUUUUGCAUCUGCAACUGAGAGAGAUAUAUACACGGGGGACAAGGUUGAAAUCGUCAUCCUAAAUGCCAGUGGUAUUCGUCGUGAGUACAUGGACUUAAGGAAAGACUAGUGCUCUCUAAAAAAUGUUUGAAAUGCUUCUGGAAUUUUAAAUGGCAGUGGGGUUUUCCCAUGAGGUGAAAUUAAGAAUAGCAUUUCCUCUGAAGUUGCUUUGAGCAAGUACUUUUCUGUUCACAUUAUAACUACUGGGAUUCACUUAUAUUUGCAUUGGAUUUUUGUCGUAGUCUAUUUCUAAA
Molecule: messenger RNA, 999 nt
Organism: Vigna angularis (adzuki bean)
Lineage: Eukaryota; Viridiplantae; Streptophyta; Magnoliopsida; Fabales; Fabaceae
Product: proteasome subunit beta type-1
Exons: 7
Coding region: 144-815 (223 amino acids)
Cellular component (GO): proteasome core complex
Source: RefSeq, a predicted model, not a curated record